Molecule: messenger RNA, 2115 nt
Organism: Pogonomyrmex barbatus (red harvester ant)
Lineage: Eukaryota; Metazoa; Arthropoda; Insecta; Hymenoptera; Formicidae
Gene: Uba3
Product: Ubiquitin-like activating enzyme 3
Biological process (GO): protein neddylation
Cellular component (GO): nucleus; cytoplasm
Molecular function (GO): NEDD8 activating enzyme activity
Source: RefSeq, a predicted model, not a curated record
CAGCUACAUGAAGAUUACAUUUCCAUGUAAACUCUAUUACAUUUCUUAUGAUAACAUUGUCAAUAAAGUGUCAAUAGAGAAAGAAAGUAUUCAAUAUAUAGUUGCUAUAAAAAAAUUUGAAAGCAAUAUUAUUGAAGGAGAAACUUUGAAGGAGAAACAAGAAGAGAUCUGUAUUCACAAGAAGAGAAAGAGAUAUCGGGAGAGAAAAAGAAGAGAGUUUAUGCCAAUCUGCAGUAAUGAGCUCUGAUCAUACGCACAGACGAUGGAGCAAUUUGCGAAAAGUGCUGGAGAGAUCGGGCCCAUUCUGCCGGCCGGAUUUCGAGCCAUCCUCCGAAAAUCUGCAGAUGCUCCUGGAACAUUGCAAAGUGCUCGUUGUCGGCGCCGGUGGUUUGGGAUGUGAGUUACUCAAGAAUCUGGCACUGAUGGGUUUCAGACAUCUCCAUGUAAUCGACAUGGACACGAUUGAAUUGUCUAACCUCAACCGGCAAUUCCUAUUUCGUCAUAAAGAUAUAGGAUCUUACAAGGCUGAGGUAGCUGCAAAGUUUAUCAACGCUAGAGUUCCCGGUUGCAAUGUGAUUGCACACAAUUGUGAGAUACAAGCCAAAAGUGAGUCAUUCUACCAAGAGUUCCACAUGAUUAUCUGUGGAUUGGACUCAAUCGUCGCGAGAAGAUGGCUCAAUGGUAUGCUACUGUCCUUACUUGUUUAUGAAAAUGGCGAAUUAGAUCAGGCCAGCGUUAUACCUUUGAUCGAUGGUGGAACUGAAGGUUUCAAAGGAAACGCUAGAGUUAUAUUACCUGGUUUGAGUCCUUGCAUCGAAUGUACUUUGGAUCUUUAUCCUCCACAAGUCACAUAUCCUUUAUGUACGAUAGCCAAUACUCCACGUUUGCCUGAGCAUUGUAUAGAAUAUGUGAAGGUGAUUCAAUGGCCAAAGGAAAAUCCAUUUGAUUGUGCCAUCGACGGGGAUGAUCCCCAUCAUAUAAAUUGGAUUUACGAGAAGUCAAAUGAGAGAGCAGUACAAUUCGGCAUUCAAGGUUUGACAUACCGUCUUGUACAGGGUGUUGUCAAAAACAUAAUACCAGCAGUAGCAUCAACAAAUGCUGUUAUCGCUGCUGUCUGUGCGACGGAAGCAUUCAAACUCGCAACCAGCUGUAGUGCGUCUUUAAAUAAUUACAUGGUGCUCAACAAUGUGGACGGAGUGUACACAUACACUUACGAGGCAGAAAGAAAGGAUGAUUGUUUAGCAUGUAGUCAAGUACCGCGAGAGAUCGAAAUCAAAGAUUCAAAAUGCAAGUUGCAGAAUUUGAUAGAUCUUCUUUGCGAACGGCCAGAUCUGCAAAUGAAAAGUCCUGCCCUUACGGCUAUUGUGGACGGUAAAUAUAAGACUCUGUACAUGCAAAUAGUACCGAGUAUUGAAGAGAAAACUCGCGAGAAUUUGUCCAAGACUUUGAUCGAAUUAGGUUUAAAAGAUGGCAUCGAAGUAAAUGUUGCCGAUGUUACGACUCCAAAUACUAUUACUUUGAAAUUGAGAUUUUCACAGGAUGAUAGUGUGAGUCAGUAAUUGUUUCGAGAAUUAACUUCUGAAACAUCCCUACUUCCAAUGUUUCAUGUUGUUAAAAUUCAAUUGUGAAACAAAUUGAAACAUAAAGUAAAUUAAGAAUUGCGGGAUCGAAAUUGAUAAAUUAUCAUUGUACGUAAUAUUAUCAGAAUUCGUUAAUUAAUACAUAUAACAUAUGUGACAUUUUAACGGUUCAAUAUUAACCGUACAAAUAUUAACAAGGACAUCUUCUUACUACUAAAUACUUUACCUAAUCUAGAAUCGAUUUUUUAAAUGAAAAUAUUAAAGCACUAAUAAUUUUUUAAUUAACGAUUAUGAGAUUUUUGUAAAUUAAACGAAGGAAAAUAUUGAGACAUAAUGUAAAAAAUUAGAAAGUUAAUAAAUGAUGAUCUUGCUUAAUAUAUUUAAAAAGCAAUACUGAGUUACUGAAAAAUUUGACAUUAUAAGAACAUCUGAUGAUUGUGUUCAUAGCUUCGAGAUAUACUAUAAAAAGAAGAUCCAUCUGUAAGUCAAUGAAGAAAUACAUUUAGUAUUUAAACAAUAAAGAUACUACUUAAAU